This is a messenger RNA of Penicillium soppii, 285 nucleotides long. Its product is annotated as Chitin synthase. Bases 1 to 285 code for a protein of 94 amino acids. Lineage: Eukaryota; Fungi; Ascomycota; Eurotiomycetes; Eurotiales; Aspergillaceae. The record is from RefSeq and is a predicted model, not a curated record. The transcript has a single exon.
AUGGCUGUUCUCGCUGGUAUUCGUGCUAUCGGCUCAACUGCCUACGCUAUCCUCCACCUUGUUCACAAGAUUGUUGAAGCAACGACGAAGUUCGAUGCCGGUAAUAUGAGCAAUUUCGCCCCUAGCUCCUACGGUGGAUCGAGUGUCGGUGCGACUUCCGAGUCUAAUAAAAGUGCGGCUCGUCCUGUGCGCUACGGUGGUGGUACAUCGAUUAAGGAUAAGCUUUCUGAGGCUCAAUGGUCUGCUGGUCGCGCGGUCAAUAAAGCUAUGUUCUGGCGCAAGUAG